Messenger RNA from Lentinula edodes (shiitake mushroom), 1062 nucleotides. RefSeq names its product S-adenosyl-L-methionine-dependent methyltransferase. Gene Ontology annotation, cellular component: endoplasmic reticulum. Bases 1 to 1062 code for a protein of 353 amino acids. The transcript has 5 exons. Gene Ontology annotation, biological process: ergosterol biosynthetic process. The record is from RefSeq and is a predicted model, not a curated record. NCBI's taxonomy places the organism in Eukaryota, Fungi, Basidiomycota, Agaricomycetes, Agaricales, Omphalotaceae. Gene Ontology annotation, molecular function: sterol 24-C-methyltransferase activity.
AUGGCUAUCGAAACCAACGGAAACACCCACGCAGACGGACGUUCGGAUAGCCGUAUUCAGAACUAUACCAAGUUUUGGCAAAAGGAUACCUCGAAAGAAGCCGAGGUGGAUAAUGCUAACCGACUGGAUAGUUACACCGAAGUCGUCAAUGGCUACUACGACGGCGCCACCGACUUGUAUGAAUGGGGUUGGGCCCAAUCCUUCCACUUUUCCCGCUUUUUCAAGGGUGAAUCAUUCGCUGCCUCCCUUGCACGGCACGAACACUUCCUCGCCGCCAAGAUGAAUAUUAAACCCGGCAUGCGUGUCCUCGACGUCGGAUGUGGUGUCGGUGGCCCCGCACGUCAAAUAGCCAUGUUUACCGACGCGCAGAUCGUAGGGCUAAAUAACAACGAGUUCCAGGUCGGUAGAGCGAGAAAGUAUACGAAAAAUAUGGGAUUAGAGGGGCAGGUUAGUUUCGUGAAAGGUGAUUUCAUGAAGCUUGCGGAACAGUUUGGGGAGGGCUCGUUCGACGCUGUUUACGCUAUUGAAGCGACAGUACACGCACCUACGUGGGAGGGUGUUUAUGGGGAAAUCUUCAAGGUCCUCAAACCAGGAGGAGUGUUCGGCGUAUAUGAAUGGUGCAUGACCGAUGCCUGGGACCCCUCAAUCCCUGAACACAAAGCCCUGGCGCACGAAAUCGAACUAGGCAACGGUAUUCCCGAAAUGCGUUCCCUCAAACUCGCCCGGUCUGCCUUGACCACCGUGGGCUUCGAGGUCGAGUACGAAGAGGACUUGGCUGAACGUAAAGACCACGUGGAGUGGUAUUACCCUUUGGAGGGUGACUACAGUAAAGCCCAGACGGUGUAUGAUCUGUUCACUGUUUGGCGGACGACGUGGUUCGGGAUGUUUGUGAUGCAUAAUAUCUUUUGGUUUUUGGAGUUGCUUGGGGUGUUGCCCAAGGGGACGAUUGAGGUGGGUGCUGCGUUGAAGGUUGCGCAGACGAGUUUGAUCAAGGGGGGUCAGACGAAGCUGUUUACACCAAUGUAUCUUGCUAUCAGUCGGAAACCUGCAAAGUCGGAGUAG